Rhinichthys klamathensis goyatoka is the source of this 945-nucleotide messenger RNA. It is a transcript of the gene cldn10d, whose product is annotated as claudin 10d. Gene Ontology annotation, biological process: cell adhesion; bicellular tight junction assembly. The transcript is spliced from 5 exons. The record is from RefSeq and is a predicted model, not a curated record. Gene Ontology annotation, molecular function: structural molecule activity. Gene Ontology annotation, cellular component: plasma membrane; bicellular tight junction. NCBI's taxonomy places the organism in Eukaryota, Metazoa, Chordata, Actinopteri, Cypriniformes, Leuciscidae. The coding region runs from base 19 to 831 and encodes 270 amino acids.
UCUCAUGAAGCCGGCAGCAUGAGGCAGCGAACAGUGGUGAUGUAUGUGGAGAUCGGCUGCUUUGUGUCCUGUCUGUGUGGCUGGAUGUUGAUCUGUUCCACUCUGGCCAUUGAGUUCUGGGUCGUCUCAGAAAGUGCUUCUGUCGUUCUCAGCGCCGGGGAUUACUAUUCCAACCUCUGGAUGGACUGUGUCUCAGACGCCACAGGAGUAUCUGACUGUAAAUACUUCCCUUCCAUGAUGGACCUGCCUGUUUUCCUGCAUGUGUGCAGGGCUCUGUCUGUGGUCUCUGUGAUCUUUGGGUUCUGGGGAGCUGUGCUUGCCCUCAUUGGGAUGAAAUGUACCAAAAUCGGAGGCUCUGAACUCGCCAACGCCAGAGUUACAUUCGCAGCAGCAUUGACGUACAUGGCAUGCGGGUUCAGUGGUAUGAUAGUCUACUCCUGGUGGGGAGAUAAAGUGCGUUCAGAAUUUGUGGAUCCAUAUUUCUUAGAAACAAAGUUUGAGCUCGGUGCCGCUCUCUUCAUUGGUUGGGGAGGUUCGUGUCUGGUUAUAUGUGGAAGUGCAGUCAUGUGCUAUUUCUCUGGGAAAGAGUCAUUCCCCAAAAGAUUCAAUAAACAACUCAUAAGACCCCCAACCAAAAUGACGGCACGUACCAGACGUACGUACAUGCUGCCCGUCUCGUCCAGACCCACAACAGUCUUCAUCCCUCCUUCACACCAAUCAUACAGUGAGAGAAGAGGAAGAAGAGAGAGUAGAGGGAGGAGAGGAACACAAGGAAGCCAGUUUUCAAGAACCGUCAGACCCAUAAGGCCUCCUAUAGACUCAGCUGUGUAACCCAGUGUUUAAAGAAACGAUAACACAGCAGUAAUAAAAUCAGGUUGUGUCAAAUUUUACAACAUUCAUGUUAAUUUCUUAACAUUCUUUUGCCCAUUGUUAAUUCAUGUUCUU